AUGCCGACUAUCACCAGGAAGUCGGCGCCAGAGGGAGCACUAUGCACUGGGCUGAUGCAGGCCUUCGUGGCCAGUCUCUCUGCAGGAGCCAUCCUUGGAAUUGCUGCGGCUGCCGGUGCCGCGGCAGUAGGCUUCGAAGCGCUCGGGCCCAUGGUGUCGUUUCCUGCCCUGAUCCUGGGCAUGGCGACCUUUCCUCCACUUGGAGGGCUUCCGCUGAAAUUGGCGAGGUGCAUCCUGCGAGUAGCUAUGCGGGUGGAACCCGAAGACCUUUGGGCCUGGGAGACCCAUCAGCCCGAGAAUCGGCUUCUGAGCUCGCCAACUCGCGCCAACACCACAGAGGACGCUCCAGCUCCUGGACUUGCCGCACUGCUGCCACCGCUCCUGCUCCUUUCUCCGUUCUAUGGAGCAGCCAUUCAAUGGACAACUUCUUGGUACGUCCAAGCUCUUUACUGCAACAGGUCUUUCUUCGGGAUGGAACUACCUGCUUGCCUUCUGCAGGGCUUCGAGAGGCUUUGCUCCCUGGCGGUUCUGACGUGUCUAAUUUCCCGGACGCGCGUGCUGAAGUUGAGGCUGCAAACUCGCCUUGGUCUAGGAUGUGUCUGCGCUGCCCUGGCGAUGUUCGUCGCUGCAGCUGUGGAGGUGGCUCGACGCGACUGGACUCCCCGACUCCCCGGCCAACCAGAGAUCUCCUCUCUGAGCAUCGCUUGGCUGCUCCCGCAGUUUGCCUUGAUCGCCGCCGGCGAGGCCUUCGUCUACCCCGCCACCGCCGAGUUCCUGUCAUCCUCCGCCUUCGCCUACGGGCUGGGCUGUGCUGUUCAGGCCGGAGUUGUGGCGCUGCUGGGGCUGUUGCUGGGCCACCUAAAGGCCUGGAUUCCGGAUGGUUCCCCAAACCAGGGGCACUAUGACUUGUUCUACCUCUGCUUUGGCGUCGGUGGCCUUGCCGCCGCGGUGCUCUUCGUUCUUCUACCGUUUCCCGCAUCGUGCCAGCGCGACUGA
Molecule: messenger RNA, 996 nt
Organism: Symbiodinium natans
Lineage: Eukaryota; Dinophyceae; Suessiales; Symbiodiniaceae
Source: the annotation of a GenBank genome assembly